UGAGGCUAAAACGAGCUCACCCAGCUCAGCGAACGAGCGAAUAGGCCAUCAGGGAAUCGCAUCGCUGCCAGCGCACGUGCUGCGUCACGCCAGGCGAGUUUCGCGGCGAACGACGCCGUCGCUGCGCUGUUUCAGUACACAGCCCCAGCAAAGCGAAGCCAUGGACGCGACGAAGAAGCAAAAAAAGAAGAAGCGCAAGCGCCCGCACCAAAAGCACGCCGGCGCCGCAUCCUUAGCGAAGCGCUACCCCUUCGCGACGGACUUUUGUGAUCACUUCGAGACGCCGCGCCAGGCCUACGCCGACGUCGCGCCGGCCCUUGAUGCCUUAGUAGCGAAGAGCCGCGCAGAAACGCGCAUCUAUGACCCCUACUACUGCGACGGCGCGGUCAAGAGGCAUCUAAGGGAGCUCGGCUUUACGAACGCGAAAAACGACAACCUCGACUUCUACGCCUCAAAGGCCUACAGGGACCCAGCAAACACGACGCACGAUGUUGUCGUGACGAACCCGCCCUUCUCCGAGGACCACAAGGAGCGGUGCCUGCGGUGGGCGCUCGCGACGCGCAAGCCGUUCGCGUUGUUACUGCCUGCCUACGUCGUCGAGCGGCGCUGGUUCCGCGAGGCGUUUGGCGACGAAGCGAGGCCGUUCUUCGUCGCGCCGCGGGAGCGCUACGGCUUCGACCACCCGCUCGGCGCCGGCGCGGACGCGUCGCCGUUUUUUUCGGUGUGGGUCGUCGACUCGGGCCGGGGCGCCGCGGCGACGGCGUCAAUUGGAUCGACGCUCUCCGACAACGUCUUCGCCGACGUCGACGCGCUGCGCCGCGCGGGCCACGUCCGCGCCGAGGCCAAAAGGCCGAACCCGAAGCGGCGGCGGAAGCAGCUCGCGCGGCGCGCUGGCGGCGUGGAGUGAGUCACGGUUUUGUUUAAUGUGGUUUGUUUAA
Messenger RNA from Pelagomonas calceolata, 938 nucleotides. The record is from the annotation of a GenBank genome assembly. Lineage: Eukaryota; Pelagophyceae; Pelagomonadales; Pelagomonadaceae.